AUGGUUAUUCGAGAGUUAGGUGUCCCUCAUAUCUGUCAGGAAAAGAUUUCUAGGCUCGAUAGACCUUUUACGGAUGGUGAUAUUAGGUCAGCGAUGUUUUCUUUAGGAAAUUCGAAAUCACCAGGUCCAGGCGGAUUUAAAGAAGCAUUUUUUAAACUGCAUUGGGAUAAGGUCGGAAGAUCGGUUUGUGAUGCAGUCAAGAGUUUUUUCAAUUCUGGGUAUUUACUGAAAGAAUGGAACCAUUCUAUUUUGGUUGUGAUUCCAAAAAAAGACAUCCCAGAAGAAGUAGGCCACUUGAGGCCGAUCAGCCUUUGCAACACAAUUUAUAAAUGUGCUUCGAAGUGCAUGGUUACAAGAAUGAAGCCUAUUAUUCCUUCAAUUAUUUCACCAUCGCAACAUGCUUUCAUUUCGGGAAGAUUCAUGUCAGAUAAUAUACUGGUGAGUCAUGAAAUUAUUGAUAAGAUUAAUCAUCGCAGAAAAGGUUCUAGUUACCUUGCCACAGUGAAGAUUGACAUGAGUAAGGCAUACGAUAGAGUUUAUUGGGAUUUUUUGUUGAAAAUUUUAAGGGCAUAUGGGUUUCCGUCACAUUGGAUUCAGUUAGUUCAUCAGUGUAUCUCUACUGUUUCUUACAAGGUGUUAAUCAAUGGAGAUACGUCUGAACAGUUUAAGCCCAAUUGUGGCAUACGUCAGGCUUCUGAGGCAAGUUGUAUUCAAGUUAAAUCCAUUAUUGGUAGGUUUUGCGCAAUUUCGGGGAAGCAACUAAAUCUUCAAAAAUCUCAUUUUAAAGUGAGCCCGAAUACACCUUCAGGGAUAAGGCAGCAGUUCAAGCUUAUUUUCCAGAUGGACUUAGUUCCUUCUCUGUCAACUCACCUGGGAGUUCCUAUUGAUUUGUUCUUCUGGGCGAAUAAAGGAAAAUCAGGAAUGCAUUGGGUUAACAAGUAUACUGUUCAACUCCCUAAAGGUAUGGGAGGACUGGGAAUUAGGGGAAUGGCUUCGUUAAAUAAGGCCCUUUUGAUGAAGCAAGCAUGGCGGUUGUUUAACAAUCCACAAUGUAUUUUAGCAGGGAUUUGUGGAAGUAGAUUUCCUCCCCCUUUGCAAACAGGGGUACCUGCUCAGGUAGUGGGUAAGGGGUUUUCUUGGGGUAUGCGAGGACUCUGUAGGGCAAGUAAUUUGCUCCUUAAAGGUUGUAUUUGGAAAGUUGCUUCGAAUUGGAAGGUUAACCAUUUUAUUGAUCCAUCUGGUACAAGUUGGAAUCAUGCUAGGAUCAAUGCUAGUUUUAAGUUUGAAGAUGCUCUCCACAUUUUCACGGUUAAAUCUGCUUAUGCAAUGCUAGCACAAGAUGAUAUGUCGAUCAGCUAUAACAGAGCUCCCUCGGAAUUCUAUAAAAAUCUAUGGUCUCUUAAGAUUCCACCAAAAUGGACAUUAUUUAUAUGGAAACUUCUCCAUAAUGGAAUUGCAACCAAAUCCAACCUACAAUCUAGAGGUAUUCAAAUGGCGGAUGAUUGUGAUUUUUGUGAGAAUGGAGAAGAAAAUAUUCAGCACAUCUUUCGCUUCUGUACCAUAGAGCAACAAGUUUGGAGGGAUGGAUUUCUUGCAAUCCAUUCAGAAUUCAAGGAAACCAUUUCCUUUGAGGAUUGGAAUAACCGUGUCUUCAAGAGUGAAACAACUUUCGUAGCUUCUGUGUUUGCUUUAAUCAAGGAUGGUAUGGAUAUGCAGGAAGUUUUCAUUAGUGACAUCGGUAAUUCACUACAGUUCCUACAUCCACCUGAAGUUGAUCAAGAUAUUCCGCCGGGGUUUUUCAGAGCUAUUCUUUCCACUGAGAGUAUUGAGAAUUCACCAGGUCUUAUACAGGUGGACGGCUCUUGGCAUAAGAAUAAUCACAAUGCAGGAAUAGGCUGGUUUUGGGAGAAUAGUUUGAGGACUGAUGAUUUGCUUAUGGGGGGAGCUUCCUCGGCUAGUGCAAAUGCUGGUAAAGGAAACCUCUCAGGAUAUGCAGAUACAUUGGACUUUGGAAGAUAUCAGGACCCUAGGUAA
This is a messenger RNA of Spinacia oleracea (spinach), 2034 nucleotides long. RefSeq lists its product as uncharacterized. The transcript has 7 exons. The record is from RefSeq and is a predicted model, not a curated record. NCBI's taxonomy places the organism in Eukaryota, Viridiplantae, Streptophyta, Magnoliopsida, Caryophyllales, Amaranthaceae. Bases 1 to 2034 code for a protein of 677 amino acids.